CAAGAAUAAGUCAGUCAGUAGUGAGUGAUGUGAGUGUGGAGGGCGCGGGUGGGAUCCUCACUACAGUGUGUACUGUAGAGAGUAAGUCAGUCAGUAGUGAGUGAUGUGAGUGUAGCGGGCGCGGGUGGGACGCUCAGUUCCCUGUGCGCUGGCGCUACGCUAUCGACCAGUCGCCAGGUCUGUCUCAGUAGCGGGAUGGAGCGGGCCGACGUCUCCGGCUCCGGCUUCGCGGACCCCUCGCUCGAGCACCUGUACCAGUCCUAUAGCGUGAAGCAGAAACGACCCGCGCUCCAGUGCUUCCUGUUGGCCGCGAUCCUCUACGACGCCUACUGGCUGGUCGUGCCGCAGAGUCAGGACCUCGCCUCGCGAGGUGUCACUCUCGUCUUCCUGCUGCUCAACGUCGGACUCCUCGCGUGGUGUCGCUGGUCGUUGUCCCGGCUGUGGUCGGCUCUCCCCCACCUAGCCUGGCACCUCGCCAAUCUCCAGAUCCUUGUGCAUCUGUUCCUGCAGAAGAACGAGGUUACCGGACGCACCAGUCUAGGAUGGGUGCUCUUGUUGGAUUACCUCCUGUUCGUCUCGUUGCCCCUGAGGCUUCGCUAUUGUGUGAUGCUGUCUCUUGGCACUUGCUCUUCAUACCUGGUGGCAGUGGAGGGAUUGGCAUUACGGUCGGACAUCCACCUGAUACAUCAGACUGUUACGAACAUUCUCCUUCUAGUCACUGCGAAUCUUCUAGGGCUCACCUCCUUCUACAUAGAGGACCGGCAACAGAGGACUGCCUUCUUGGAGACUCGGCAGUGUUUGGAGAUGAAACUUGUGAUAGAAGAACAAUCGGCAGAGCAGGAACGACUACUUCUCUCGGUAUUACCUGAACACGUCGCCGUCAAAAUGAGACAAGAUCUGGGUUCGGCACUCGACUCUCAAUUUAAGAAGAUCUACAUGAGCAGACACGAAAACGUCAGUAUACUUUACGCAGAUAUCGUAGGAUUUACUGCCAUCUCGUCAACAUACUCAGCCUCUGAACUCGUCAAGAUACUCAACGAGCUGUUUGCCAGAUUUGACAGACUCUCUGAGAGAUACAACCAAUUGAGGAUCAAGAUCCUGGGUGACUGUUACUACUGUAUCAGUGGUGCCCCGAGGGAACGCCCGGACCACGCGGUGCUCAGCGUUCACAUGGGGUUGUCUAUGGUGAAGGCCAUCAAGUAUGUUCAGCAGACGACCAAUUCCCCGGUGGACAUGCGGGUCGGUAUCCACACUGGGGCAGUCCUAGCAGGCGUGCUUGGUCAGAGACAGUGGCAGUUCGACGUAUACUCCAAGGAUGUCGAGCUAGCCAACAAGAUGGAGAGUAGUGGACUCCCAGGAGACGUUUCAAUCUUCCGAGAGAUGAUUCUCACGGAACGACAACAGAUGUGA
Macrosteles quadrilineatus (aster leafhopper) is the source of this 1410-nucleotide messenger RNA. RefSeq names its product adenylate cyclase type 3-like. Gene Ontology annotation, biological process: cAMP biosynthetic process; adenylate cyclase-activating G protein-coupled receptor signaling pathway; intracellular signal transduction. The transcript has 7 exons. The record is from RefSeq and is a predicted model, not a curated record. Gene Ontology annotation, molecular function: adenylate cyclase activity. Lineage: Eukaryota; Metazoa; Arthropoda; Insecta; Hemiptera; Cicadellidae. Bases 196 to 1410 code for a protein of 404 amino acids.